AUGAGUGUUUGGCGCAGACUUCAAAGGGUUGGAAAAAAAGCAGCGAAAUUUCAGAUUACUGCUUCUUUGCAUGAGCUGAAUAUUGAGUGCUCACGUCAGUACAGUCCCGGAAGUUUAGUAGUUGUUUGGUCUCGUCGCAGUCGCCGAUAUUCUUCUAAAUCCUUUGAACCGGUUAAAAGUUCCGACAAUUCAAAUUCAUUUAAAUAUGUAUGGUCUAUGCCGGAGAAUGUAGAAUUCGUUACUACUUUAUAUCGAAAUGAAAAAGCAAUUCAAUUUGAAGAAAAAGAAUGGAUAUGUCAAAUUGAAGAUGUUGGAUCUAAAAGUGCAGGUUUAUUUUCAGGAUCUACACCAUCGACUAGACGACGUGUACUCGCUGCCAGACAAAUUGAUCUAGCCGAAUUCACUUCAGAUUUACCCGUUCAAACUAAUCUCAAAGUAGUCAUGCGUCUUGCCUCUAAAAAGUUAAUAUCUGCUACUGUUCUACUUACGUUAAAUUCAGUUAUUGUUAAAGCAGGAGAAGCCACUGAUGAAGAUAUGAUUUCUGUAGCAUCACUCAUGUCAUUAAGUCGUACUGGGAGUUUCAAUGUCGGCAGUGGAGUAACUAUUAAUGAUUUAGGUGGUGUUGCAGCAUUCUCACCAACAAUACCGAGGCUUGCUGACAAAGAUGAUUUAAAUUCACAUUCCUUCUCAAAUAGUAGUUUUCAUACUGAUCUCAGUGAAUUAACCGCUAAACUACAAGCUCUGGAACGACGUCAAAUAGAUUCUUUUGUCGAAUCUCCUAUAAAAGCAAACGGAAAUGUUUCAGAUCAUACUUCAGAAUUAGAUAACUCUAAAACAAGUCUAAAUAGAUCACAAAACCAAGAUUCACUCCCACCCGCGUGUGGUGAUGUUUUGGCAAAACCAUUAAUUCCCUCUUCUGGUAAAACACUUCCUCAAUCUUCAGAAUUCAAGCCUAUUUCAACUCAAAGUCAAUCUGAUUUACUUUUAUGGUGUCAAUCGGUGACUAAAUCUUAUGAAAAUGUACAAAUAAUUGAUCUCACUUCAUCAUUCCAGAAUGGACUGGCUUUUUGUGCCAUCCUGCAUUACUUUUUUCCCGACCGAAUUGAUUACGACUCAUUGUCUUCGGAAGACCCUCUGCAAAAUUGUCGACUGGCAUUUGAUGUGGCUUCUAAGUUGGGAGUACCUCGUGUACUUGAUCCAAGCGAAGUAGUUUCUAAAAGUCGUUCACCUGAUCUACUCAGUAUGAUGACAUAUCUCCAUCAAAUUCGUACAUUGUGCUGUGAACAAACGAAAAAGAACGGUGAGAAUUCUGCAUGUACAAACGAAAACUCACCAUUAAAUGGGAUGAUUGAACAAUGUUUUAUCAAAACUAACAGUAGCUCCGAAACGAAUCACAGUUUGCAGAAAAUCGAAAAUGUAACAGAUGAAAACUCAAACAAUGCGGAAAAUAAUUUAACUUCACCAGAUAAAGCUAGUAGAUCACCAUCUAAAAAGAAAAUCCCUUUAACGAAUUAUGAACACAUGUUGGCAAAAGCACGCAGUCUUUUACAACAAUCACGUCAAAAUUAUUUAGCACCAACAAGUCGACCUAGUGCUCUGCCGCCUUUAGCACAUCCCCGUAAACCAUAUCCUAGAUCUGGUUCGCUGACAGGUAUUCAUUCAGUAAAUGAAAAUUUCAACCGAAAUCCAACAACGGACGAGAGUUUAAUGAAUAAUAGAUCUGAAGGAAAAACUGAUCAACUGAUUGAGGCAAAGUUAUAUACAAGCUCUUCAGUUAACGAUUCGUCCAAUGCACUUCCAUCUGCCUCAAAUUACAUCAGUAAUGAGCAGGCCGAAUUAGAAGAGGCGCAGAGGGAAUUGGAUAAAGAAGCAGCUGCUCUCGAGCCACAGUUACGUCAACAGAUGGCAUAUAGACCAGGGACCGCCUUAGAAGAACAGUUGUUAAGAAGAUGGUUUAUUUUAGUCAAUAAAAAGAAUGCCCUGAUUCAUCGUGGCUUCCAGCUGUCUAUAAUGGAGAAGGAAGAUGAUCUGAAAAAGAAGAUGAAAAUGUUGCAAGACGAAUUACGAUCGGUUUUAGCCGUCGAAGAUUAUUUGAAAACGGACAAUGAUAGGAGGCGAGAAGAUCUUCUUUUACAAGAUCUGGUACGGUUGGUUAAUGAACGUGAUGACAUAAUCCAAGAAUUGGACCUACACGAGAAAGCGUUAGCUGAAGAACUGGAGCUGGAGCAGAAUGCAAGUUUUCAAUCAUAUGGGAGACGAAGAAUCGAUAAAAGUUGUGUACUACAAUGAUACUCAACUUAAACAUGUACAAUGGGUUGUAAUUAAUAACAGACAAUGUGUUUCACCUUCCACUUCUUUACUCCUUGAUGUGCACAUCCGUUUGUUCAGAAAAAAUACUAUUAAACUUUCAGCGCCAUAUUUCAAUUAGUCUCAGGAGAUCAUUUUCUUAAGUAUUUCCCCUCAGAUGUCAUUUCCUUAAUCUUUUUUCGACUCCUGCAGUAAAUCAAAUGUGAUGUUACUUUUCAUUUUUCCUUGUUACUGCUUUAUGUUUUAAGGAUGUUCAUUCUGCUGUUUACUUUUAUUUCAUGCUUACUUAUAAUACACCAAAUUAUUUCGAACAAUGAUUGUAAACCAGCCAAAUACUGUUUUAUUUAUCAAUAAUACGUUUUGUUUGUA
Molecule: messenger RNA, 2676 nt
Organism: Schistosoma turkestanicum
Lineage: Eukaryota; Metazoa; Platyhelminthes; Trematoda; Strigeidida; Schistosomatidae
Source: the annotation of a GenBank genome assembly